AUGGUUGCUCGCAGAGUACUUGAGCUCUACCGAUCAGUUACAAGGAAAGAUCCACACAUGGAGAACAAAGCCAACCCCGCAGGAGUUCAUGUUUUUUCUCUCACCAAGAACAUGAUUGGAGAAAUCGAAAAUCGUUCAUCUUAUGUUUUAGCAGUAACUCGCCUCCUCCUGCUCACCGGUGCGAGCCUCCCCUUCUCCUGCUCGAGCUCCUCCGGCUGGUCCCUCCUCCUGCUCGAGCACGCCGGCAAAAUUGCUCGCCGCUGCGGAUGCUCUAAGAACAUUGCCGAUGUAGAAGCAUUUGUGAAUUGGCUGGAUCUGCAGCUGUCCUCCUUGGUUGAUGAAAGAGCAGUUUUGAAACAUUUUCCGCAGUGGCCAGAACGAAAAGCCGACAUUCUGCGAGAAGCUGCCUGCAACUACAGAGACCUCAGAAACCUCAAAUCCGAAGUCUCAUCAUUCGAAGACAACAUGAAGGAGCCACUGCUCUUGGCUCUUCGAAGAAUAGAGGCAUUACAAGACAGAUUGGAGAGAAGUCUUAGCAGCACAGAGAGAACAAGGGAUGUUACCAGCAAGAAAUACAGGGAUUUUCAGAUCCCAUGGGAAUGGAUGUUAGACACAGGGUUGAUCGGACAGAUGAAAGUAAGUUCUCUAAGGCUCGCCAAGGAGUUCAUAAAGAGAUUAUCAAAGUGCAGAACCUACUGCUCCAAGGAGUCCGAUUUGCUUUCUAAGUGCACCAGGUAAGACACUGAAUAAACACUUAUUUCACUUAUAACUGCUACAUUUACUUGUAGGCAUAUUGCAGUGUUCACCCUCAAUUCAUGCUAAUUUCUCAAUUAAAUUGUAGGCAUACUGAAUUUCAUGCAUUCAAGAUUGAGAAAAGCACCUAUUACCACCAGCUAUUACAACAUUAUAGAGAUAUGGUGGCUUACAACCAACCCUAUAUCGCUCAUCUAUGAACUCAAUAUCAAUAAUCUCUCGUCGCAACCUCAAUGCAGUGUCAGAACAGAACUUGCACUGACCAGAGACCCCACCCUAAUUUAAAAUAUCUAUGAUGCAUAUAAUCAAACACUUCAACUUUCAGGAUUCCAGAAUCACCUCGAGCCCUUGAUCAGCAAAGUGAGGUCGGUGGCCAAACAAUUCAAUAUCAAGAAGCCUAUAUACACUGCACGGUUCAAGACGCAACAACAAGACCAUUAAUAAAACAGCUGAACCUAAACCACUAUGCUGUGACAUUGACCUAGGUCGAUAUCAUCGAGACGAAAACACAAUAAGCAAAUCACAGCAACACGGCAUGCCAACAACGCAGCGCAAUCGAUUAUCAACAGACUAUUUCAUCCAUUCAACAACUAAAAAUACGAAAGAGAAUGUAGUCAAUAAGUAGUUGAAUUCCAUAUUAAUUAAAAAUGUAGAGAAUGUAACAGAGGAAAUCUCAUAAUAAAAACGAGUACCAAAACGAAGAGUCGCUCUGACCCGAAACGAACAACUAAGUCCGGGAUUAAACUCAAAACCCUAGACCGGCUCAAGAAACGUCAUCUGAAACAGGUCGUGCUGCAAUUACUUGGAUCUCUGUCUCAUCUUUCGGCGCUUCCUCUUCAACCUCCUCAUUCUCUUCUUCUU
Messenger RNA from Argentina anserina (silverweed cinquefoil), 1614 nucleotides. Its product is annotated as protein CHUP1, chloroplastic-like. The transcript is spliced from 5 exons. Gene Ontology annotation, biological process: chloroplast organization. Bases 1 to 738 code for a protein of 245 amino acids. Lineage: Eukaryota; Viridiplantae; Streptophyta; Magnoliopsida; Rosales; Rosaceae. Gene Ontology annotation, cellular component: chloroplast outer membrane. The record is from RefSeq and is a predicted model, not a curated record.